Molecule: messenger RNA, 417 nt
Organism: Suillus subaureus
Lineage: Eukaryota; Fungi; Basidiomycota; Agaricomycetes; Boletales; Suillaceae
Exons: 1
Coding region: 1-417 (138 amino acids)
Source: RefSeq, a predicted model, not a curated record
AUGAGGAUUGCACCACCAGAUCUCUUGCAAACACAGUUGCUUGCCCAGGGGCAGCAGCUGCAUGACACAAAUGCAGUCACAGAGAAAUUGUGGACCCAACUGUUUGACUUGCAAAUGAGACUAUUUGAUGUUGAAUGCGAGCAUGACCUUACCCAGCUUCAUCUGGAGAUGAUGCAGAUGCACCAGCCUCCUCCCAACAAAGCUGCUCCCAAAACUUGUCACCAGCACAAACCCAAACCCAAACAGGUGGAUUACACCUAUUACCCUGAUGGUGACCAAAAUGUCAUCUGGCACAGCGAUCCAGAGACCCCAGCAUCUGAUGCUUCAGACCACCCUCCAGGUUCUCCUCAAUACACUCAUCCUACUCCUCCUCCUUUCAAUUCCAUACCUUCUCCUCAGUUUGCCCACCACUGCUAG